Pelodiscus sinensis (Chinese soft-shelled turtle) is the source of this 1677-nucleotide messenger RNA. NCBI's taxonomy places the organism in Eukaryota, Metazoa, Chordata, Testudines, Trionychidae. The record is from RefSeq and is a predicted model, not a curated record.
AGAGAUGUGGAAACUCGGCGCCAUAGAGUGAGACAGUGAAUCUUGGGGUUUUAUUUUUCAUCUUCCAAAAAGAAAGAGGGUCCCUGACUGAUAUAUUGAAGAACCCAGAUUCUCUGGAGAAGAGAUUCACCCACUGAGGGAACCCGGACCAUGAGGCUUUUCCCUGUUUUGCUUUGGAUUCUCUUUCCAGGCUGCCAGGCAGUGCUGGUUGUGACAGGCCCCAGGGCAGUGCGUGGCCAGCCAGGGGGGUUGGUGACGGUGCGUUGUCAGUACAACAGAGGUUUUGAGGCUCUCCCGAAGUUCUGGUGUGGAGGAAGAACUUGGCACUGUUCCAACGGUCGCAUAGUUGAGACCACAGGGUCACAGGCUGUGGUGAAGCAGGGCAGAGUCUCCAUCCGAGACAAUCACACCCAGCGCGUGUUCACUGUGACCAUGGAGAACCUGACACUGGCCGACGCUGGCACUUACCAGUGCGGGGUGCUGAAGACUGGCCAUCCUGAUCCCCGGAAUUCUGUGAAAGUCAUCGUCUCCUCAGGGCUGACAAAGCAGCCAGAUGCACCUUCCUCCCUAAACACUGACUUGAACUUCUCCCCUACAACAGUCAUCAAUGAUACACGAUUCAUCAUUCUUUUCCUGCUCCUGCUCUUACUGAAGGGCCUCAUCUUCCUGUCCAUCAUCGGUGCUACCAUCUGGGUGAGCAUGCUGUACCAGAGUAGCUGCAGGGAGAUGAAGCCAGACGGACAAGCUCAUUAACUGCCUCUUUGCAAGCUCUUCCAUCUGGGUUGGAAGUAGCAGAAGAAGAUUGGAUUUCCAGCUUUGUGCAAAGUAUUCCACGCAAAGGGCCUGGUUUUCUUCUGCUCUCAAGUGAAGCUAUUUCCCCCAUGUUCUCAGAGGAUGGAGUCUGCUGGAGGUGUCUGUGUCUGUGUUUCCCAGACCAGGGUUUCUAGGGUUGUAUCACUCAUGGAUCAAAGAGAAAAGCCCCCAGGAACGACAGUUUUGUCAGUGGAACAAAAGCUCUUCUGCGAAAAAUAAGAAAAACCCCUAGUCCUAGGAAGAAAGGAAGGAAGGAAGGAAGGAACGGUUGGAGAACUUCGGGCCCAAUCCAUGCCUGGUGUAGGCAAAUGUAACUCCACUAAAUCACAGACCCAAACAUGGUCAGAACCAGCGGCUACAGAGGCUGCCCUCGAGAUAGCUGGAAUCUACAUGGUCAUGGUGCUAUCAGGUCACACAAUGGAAUUGCCACCAGGUGUUCUCCAGUGGAAUCCCCUCCCUUCCUUAAUCCCAACUGUCCCAGGCCUGUUAAUCUUGCAAAGCCAUGUCAUUUCGCAGGCUUCUGGGGCGGUGGGGUUGACUAAGAGCUGGGAUUUGUGCUUCAAGGUUGGGAUGACGCUAAAUGGAGUCACAUUUUCUCCUAAAGUGAAGACAUUUAGGAAAGAAAAGAGGCCCAACUGAAGAGACAGAUUUCCACACAGCUUGGCUCCCAGUUGCCCGUUUGCUUCCCCCACCCCACACCUUCUCUGGCACAAGGCACAGUUCCCACAGACACCAACUGGCCGAACAGCAGGCCCACAAAUGUUUGUAGAAUAUUCUUUCCAACCCCUUCCUAGAUUUGAGGAGGCGGCUGGGUUUAUUUGUGUUUGUACAAGUUUGUUGUAUUUUUAGUUUAUGGUAAAUACA